Molecule: messenger RNA, 1527 nt
Organism: Alternaria alternata
Lineage: Eukaryota; Fungi; Ascomycota; Dothideomycetes; Pleosporales; Pleosporaceae
Product: L-galactonate dehydratase
Exons: 5
Coding region: 198-1514 (438 amino acids)
Biological process (GO): carbohydrate catabolic process; amino acid catabolic process
Molecular function (GO): magnesium ion binding; L-fuconate dehydratase activity
Source: RefSeq, a predicted model, not a curated record
GCCUUGCCAGUUAAAUAGACCGUCUAGAUCCUGAGUUCCAAUAAGUAUUUCGCUCAAUCAACUUCAGUCUUGACUUGUUCAUCCUCUAACUCCUCAUCCUCAAGACUUUGCUUCAAACUUCUGGAAGCUUUGCGGGGUAUUUCACGCUACAUUCCGAUAAUUCCGAACGUUGAUAGCAACGCAACAAGAACAUCACAAUGGUCAUUACAAUCACAGGUGCUGAGACGAGGGAUGUGCGGUUUCCGACAUCCCUUGACAAGACUGGUUCCGAUGCUAUGAACGCAGCGGGAGACUACUCUUCGGCAUACUGUAUCUUACAUACAGACUCUGAGUUCAAGGGUCAUGGCAUGACCUUCACAAUUGGUCGUGGUAACGAGAUCGUAUGCACUGCCAUCGCCUAUCUCGCGGACCGCAUCAAGGGCCACACACUUGACUCCCUUGUCGCCAACUGGGGAAAGACAUGGCGUCACCUAGUGAACGACUCUCAACUCCGCUGGAUCGGACCAGAGAAGGGUGUUAUCCAUCUCGCUCUUGGUGCUGUUGUAAACGCCAUCUGGGAUCUGUGGGCAAAGUCGCUCGGCAAGCCUGUAUGGCGUAUCGUAGCAGACAUGACACCACAGCAGAUUGUUGAUUUGAUCGACUUCCGUUAUAUAACCGACGCUAUCACUCCUGAGGAGGCGCUGGAGAUCCUCACCAAAUCUGAAGCUGGUAAGAAAGAGCGACUCGAAGAAGCUCUUAACAGCCAAGCCGUUCCCGCAUACACAACCUCUGCAGGUUGGUUAGGCUAUGGAGAGGACAAGAUGCGUGGCCUUCUCAAGGAGACACUGGAGAAGGGAUACAAGCACUUCAAGCUCAAGGUUGGAAGCGACAUUGCGCAAGAUAAGCAGCGCCUUAGCAUCGCACGAGAGAUUAUCGGUUUCGACAAGGGCAAUGUGCUCAUGGUCGAUGCGAACCAAGUAUGGAGCGUACCAGAGGCAAUCGAGUACAUGAAGGCGUUGAAGGAGUUCAAGCCGUGGUUCAUCGAGGAGCCUACCAGCCCUGACGAUGUUCUUGGCCACAAAGCCAUAAGAGAAGCCCUCAAGCCCUACAACAUCGGUGUCGCAACAGGAGAGAUGUGCCAAAACCGCGUCAUGUUCAAGCAGUUCCUCGCCUCAGGAGCCAUCGACAUUUGCCAAAUCGACGCCUGCCGUCUCGGUGGUGUCAACGAAGUCAUUGCCGUCCUCCUUAUGGCUGCCAAAUUCAACAUCCCCAUUGUGCCGCACUCCGGUGGUGUCGGUCUGCCAGAGUACACUCAACAUCUUUCUACCAUUGACUACGUUGUUGUCUCAGGGAAGAAGUCGGUGCUGGAGUACGUUGACCACUUGCACGAGCACUUUUUCCACCCCUCAAGAAUCGAGAACGGAUACUACGUUACACCUAUGGACCCAGGUUACUCGGUUGAGAUGAAGCCCGAAAGCAUGGACAAAGUGAGGAGGCGAAGCCAAUCUUGGAGGGCAUUAAGAUCUAAGUGUUGACUUUGCUAAUGAA